This is a messenger RNA of Vanderwaltozyma polyspora DSM 70294, 3210 nucleotides long. RefSeq lists its product as uncharacterized. Gene Ontology annotation, molecular function: small GTPase binding; nuclear export signal receptor activity. Gene Ontology annotation, cellular component: cytoplasm; nucleus. The transcript has a single exon. The coding region runs from base 1 to 3210 and encodes 1069 amino acids. NCBI's taxonomy places the organism in Eukaryota, Fungi, Ascomycota, Saccharomycetes, Saccharomycetales, Saccharomycetaceae. Gene Ontology annotation, biological process: protein export from nucleus; ribosomal small subunit export from nucleus; ribosomal large subunit export from nucleus. The record is from RefSeq and is a predicted model, not a curated record.
AUGGAAGAGCUUUUAGAUUUUAAUAUUGACCUAGACAUUUUUCUUUUGGAUAAAGUAGUGGAUGCUUUUUAUGAGGGAUCUGGGGAUAUUCAAACAGAGGCAGGCAAUGUUUUAUCAAGGCUACAGGAACACCCUGAUUCUUGGCAAAGAACGGAUAAAAUAUUACAAUUUUCAACAAAUCCAAAGACUAAGUUUCUGGCUGUAUCUAUUCUAGAUAAAUUAAUAUCGACAAGAUGGAAAAUGUUGCCCAUUGAGCAAAGGCUUGGAAUUAGAAAUUUUGUUGUAGGAAUGAUUAUAUCCUUUUGUAUGGACGAUGAAACUUUUCAAAUGCAAAGAAGUCUUAUAACAAAGUGCAAUUUUACCCUUGUGUCGAUUGUUCUCCAAGAAUGGCCUCAAGAAUGGCCAGGUUUUAUAUCAGAGUUGAUCAGCAGUUCUGCAUCAUCGACUAAUGUCUGUGAAAAUAAUUUGACAAUUUUAAGAUUAUUAGCAGAAGAAAUAUUCGAGUUUUCUUCAGAAGCUAUGACACAGAAAAAGGCUGAUUUAAUGAACAGAUCUAUAUUAAAUGAAAUUGUAACAAUAUUCAAUUUUUCACUGAGUACAUUAGUAUCACCUCCAUCAAGCACAACCAUAUCCAUUGCCAUAGAUUGUUUAAUCAAAUAUAUUCCGUUCACCCCAAAUAAUUUGAUUAUAGAGAGCAAUGUCAUUGACAUUAUGAUUGACAGAUAUCUAGUACCGAAAACAUAUAGAUCUCUCACCCUAAGAUGUAUUACGGAAGCAGUUCAAUCAUUAGCUAAAGGAGAUGACUUAUUGUUAAAACAGAAGUUAGCUUCCCAAUUUGAAAAUAUCUUAAGACAAGUUACUGCCGACAUCUUUGAAAGAUCAUCAGACUUAGCUCACAUAUUCUUGGGAGGUUCUAAUGAAGAUCAAGAGUAUUUUAGAGAUUUUACGAUAUUUAUAACUUCGUUUCUUUCAGAUUAUCGACCAUAUUUAGAAAGUGAGAUACAAUUCAAUAAUUUGUUAAUUAAUGCUCACUUAAUUUUGGUUCAAUUGACUAAGAUAAAAGAAAAAACACUAUUUAAGAUCUCCUUAGAUUAUUGGAGAAGCAUGUUGUUGGUACAGUACCAAGAGGUUCAAAGUAUACCUGUUAUUCAAUUGUCCCUAAGUGCUAGUGGUGGCGCCGUUAAUCCAUCAUUUUUAAAACGAUUUCCACUAAAAUUAAACGAAUACUCUAGAUUAUACUCAGAUCUCCGGUUGACUAUUGUAGAUAGAAUGGUUAGACCUGAGGAGGUACUAAUUCUAAAAAACGAUGAGGGAGAAAUCUCGAAACAAUAUGUGCAAGAUACCGAAAAUGAGCAACUAUUUAAAAUAGAAAGAGAUGUCCUGAUUUAUCUUUCACGUUUUGAUAUUGUAGAGACUGAAACUAUUUUACUUCAAAAAUUGGAUAGUUUAUCUUCAAAUUUAAAGGUUGAUCAAAAUAAGUUAAAUCAGCUAUGCUGGGCGGUAGGUUCAAUAGCUGGGGUCAUGUCGGAGGAGUCAGAAAAGUCAUUUUUACCAAAGGUAAUGAAGUACCUUUUAAGCUUAUCAGAUGAUAAUAUGAAUCCUAAUGAAGGCAUAAUAAUAACUUCUAAUAUCAUUUAUGUAGCAGGACAAUAUCCAAAAUUUUUGAAAACACAUUGGAGUUUCUUGAAAACCGUUAUCCUAAAACUUUUUGAAGUCAUUCACGAACCUAAUGAGGCUAUCAAGGAUAUGUCCUGUGAAACAUUUUCUAGAAUUGCACUCAAGUGUAAAUCAUCAUUUCUUAUAACUCAUCCAUUCCAAUCCACUCCACUAAUAAAUGAGAUUAUUGGUGACAUUGGACAGAUCACCAGUGAUUUAAAUACAAGUCAAGUUCAAAGCUUUUAUGAGUCGUGUGGGAUAAUUAUUGGUGAUGAAAGAAAAGUAUCACAACGUAACUCACUUCUUUCAGAUUUAAUGGAGUUACCAAAUAUUGCAUGGAAGAGUUUGAUGACAACGGAUAGGAAUGCUGAUUCCCUAUUUUUGGACCCUGAAAACUUAGUAGUCAUCAACAAUAUCAUAAAAACAAACUCAGCUGUAUGUUCUGGUAUGGAAGAAGGCUUUUACAGCCAGUUUGAAAAGAUUUUGGAAGAUGUCGUACAUUUAUAUGGCUUCAGCACAAAAUUUAUAGAAAGGAUAGAAAAUACUUCAAACAAUGCAACAGAAUUUGAGGAUAAUAUUAAUAUCUUGAAACUCCUCAGAGGUAUCAAAAGGAACAUUUUGAAACUUGUUAAAUUAUUAAUGAGGAAUGUUCAUAAUCAAGAGGAAGUAUUAAAUUUCAUUAACUCUGAAUUUCUGGAUGUUGUUUUAACCGAUUUUGUUAAAAGUGAAAAUGAAGUAAAAGAAGUGGAGGUAUUAAGUUGCAUGAUAUCUCUAGUAUCUUCCACAAAUGUGACUAUUUCGGAUUAUGUAGAUAAAAUUUACGAUGCUAUAUUUUUCACAACCCUAAACAUGAUAAAAGGCGACUUAGUAGAGUACCCCGAGCAUAGAAUUGAAUUCUACAAGCUUUUGGAACAAAUCAAUAAAAAAUACUUUAAUACAUUAAUAAAAUUAAGUGACCAGAAAUUUAAGUUAUUUAUAGAUACAAUAUGUUGGGGAAUCAAACACACCAAUAGGGAUAUUGAAAUUAGAUCCCUUCAGAUUGGAUUGGAUUUAAUCCAUAAUAUUGAAAAAUUAGGCCAUAAUAGAGUAUUCUCUAUUAAUUUUUAUCGUGCACAUUAUUUAACAUUACUGUCAGAAGUAUUUUAUGCUAUGACUGAUCCAGAUCACAAAGCUGGGUUCAACAGACAGUCUUUACUUUUGAUGAAAUUGGUGUCACUUAUUGAAAAUGGUGCAUUAUCUGUUUCUGUUUUCAGAAAUGAUGAUAUGGAGCCAAGGAUUUCAAAUCAUACAUUUUUAAUAGAAUAUAUGUCCAAUUUGAUAAACAAUGCAUUUACCCAAUUAUCAAGGGAGCAAAUUAUUGUAUUUUUGUCUGCCUUAACUAAACUUUAUGAUAAUAAGAAAAGAUUUAAUGGUAUACUUCGUGAUUUCCUUGUACAAAGUAAGGAGUUUGGCGGUGAUCCAACGGACUAUUUGUUUGUAGAAGAAGAAGAUAUUUUUUCAGCAGAAGAGAAACUAAAUGAACGAGAUUAUAAUCAGCGUUUAAAAAGUUAUUAA